Molecule: messenger RNA, 1019 nt
Organism: Patiria miniata (bat star)
Lineage: Eukaryota; Metazoa; Echinodermata; Asteroidea; Valvatida; Asterinidae
Gene: vps28
Product: vacuolar protein sorting-associated protein 28 homolog
Exons: 7
Coding region: 179-859 (226 amino acids)
Biological process (GO): protein transport to vacuole involved in ubiquitin-dependent protein catabolic process via the multivesicular body sorting pathway
Cellular component (GO): ESCRT I complex
Molecular function (GO): protein-containing complex binding
Source: RefSeq, a predicted model, not a curated record
AUUGGAACCAGACUGUUGUACGCGGCCUAGUUGUAAGGCAAAAUUUGACAUCGGACCUAAUUUGCAAUUGCCAGUAGAUUAUUCCAACAAUUUUCCAGUGUUUACUGGCAAACAGACGGGUUUACUAAUAUCGUUGUAGUUUAACACAUUUUUAGAAGCCAUCUUUUGUCGAAGAAGAAUGUUUUCUACGGUGCCUACGACACAAAGUUCGCAAAAUCAAAGUUCAUCAGCCAAUAGACCUGAGCUUUAUGAGGAGGUAAAGCUGUUCCGGAAUUUCCGGGAACGAGAAAAGUAUGACAACAUGGCAGAGCUUUUCGCGGUGAUAAACACGCUACAGUGGUUGGAGAAGGCCUACAUACGGGACGCCAUCACACCGAAAGAGUACACAGCAGCCUGUUCCAAGUUAUUAGUGCAAUACAAAGCGGCCUUCAAGCAAGUACAGAGUGAUCAGAUACCAACAGUCGAGGCUUUCAUGAAGAAAUACAGGAUGGAUUGCCCGGCAGCUAUGGAGAGGAUCAAGGAAGAUCGGCCAAUCACAAUCAAGAAUGACGACGGCAACACGAGUGAAUGCAUCGCGCAAAUCGUAUCGCUGUUCAUUACUGUCAUGGACAAACUGCGACUGGACAUGAAGGCUGUCGACGAGAUUGAACCAGAGCUGAGAGAGCUCGGCGAAACCAUGAACAAAAUGAACUUACUGACGGAAGACUUCCAAGGGAAAGAGAAAGUUAGCUCUUGGCUGAAGACCAUGUCCUCCAUGCGAGCCUCAGAUGAACUCGACGAGGACCAAAUCAGACAGAUGCUCCACGACCUGGACUCGGCCUAUCAGAGCUUUAUACGGAUGCUCGGAACCGGUUCGUGAGUGAAUACUGCGAGGCAGUGAUUCUCGGUUACUGAAGAAAAUAUUUGCAAUAUUUUUGCUUUGUUUCCCCCCCCUUUUUUUUUUUUAAGAAAUUGAUUGGUACUGCAGUCCAAUUCAAUUCAAAUCACAAGUCUGGUUACAUUAAGUCGCAGUUGAUAAA